AUGAGAGAGAAGAAUCUUGAUAAAAGUAGAAGACAAGAAGAAUUGAGAGAGGAUACUUUACAUAGGUUGUCAGAAGAAAGAAUGCUAACAUCCAAUAUGAAUCGGGAAGAAAGAAUAGAAGAUAAGCGAUACUUAAGAAGACAACAAUUAGAACAGAAAGAGAGAGAAAUGGAGGAAGCCAUAAUAAGGGCAGAAAGAGAUAGAAUAAUGAAGGCACAACAAUAUGAACAAGAAGACAAGUUAGCCAGAGAAUUACAGAAUUUAAACCAGAGUAAAUUGCGAGAUGAGAAAACAAGACAGCAAAUUCGUGAAUCUAGUUUAGAGUUACGAGAGUUAGAAGCUAAAUUAAAAGCAGCCUACAUGAGUAAAGAAAGAUCAGCACAAUUAGCAGAAAAAGAGGUAAUCAAAUAUGAACAAAUGAAACGAGAUGCUGAAAUAAGUCACGAAAUGAAGAAACAACAUGAAAGAGCUGGUGUAGAAGAAGCUAAACGCAUUGAAGAACGAUAUCAUGAACAAGUGAGAUAUCAGCAAGAAUUAGAAAGACAACUUGAAGAACAAGAAUACAGAAAACAACAAGCUUAUGAAGAAUUCUUGAAAGAAAAACUAAUGAUUGAUGAAAUAGUUAGAAAGAUUUAUGAAGAAGAUCAAAAGGAUCUUGAAAGACAGAUGCAGAAAAGAAAAGCAACUCAACAAUAUAUUGAAGAGUUCAAAGCAGCUAGAUCUGCAUGGAAAGAUGAGGAAAGAAGAAGAAUGGAAGAAGAAAAUAAGAGAAUUUUACAGUUUGCUAAUGUUCAACAAGAACGUGAGCUUGGAGAAAGAGAAGCUAAAAAAGCCAAGGAGCAGGCUAUGGAACAGGUUCAGAGAGAAUUAUCAAAGAAAAUUGCUGCCAAAGAGAAAGAAAGAGAUGAAAUGGAAAGAAUACAGAUGGAGUUAUAUCUUGAAGAACAAGAAGACAGAGAAAGAAGGAAAGAAUCGGCUGAUGUUGAACAGAAACUUCGUCAAAGAAUUGAAUUGCAAGAAACACAUGCCAGACAGAUGCAUUUCAAGGCACUUAGAUUACAAGCUGAAAAGGAUGAAGAAGAUCAGUUCAGGAAUCAGAUGUUGGCCAAAUUUGCUGAAGAUGAUAGAAUUGAGCAGAUGAAUGCUCAAAAACGAAGAAUGAAACAAUUGGAACAUAAAAGAUCUGUAGAAGCAUUGUUGGAAGAAAGACGUAGAAACUACGCUGCAGCUAGGGAAAGAGAGAUUGCUGAACAUGAACAAGAAUCUCGUAUGGAAGAAUUUAGAAGACAAAUCAUUGAGGAAGAAAGACAACGUUUGUUGCGUGAACAUGCUACUAAAUUACUUGGUUUCUUACCUAAGGGAGUUAUACAAGAUGAAAAAGAUCUGGAGAUGUUGGGACCAGAAUUUAAAGAAGUUUAUCGUAAAAGUCAUAUGGAUCCUUUUGAUGAUGAAGACUGGAAUAACAGCCAUCGAUAA
Messenger RNA from Lottia gigantea (owl limpet), 1476 nucleotides. RefSeq lists its product as hypothetical. Gene Ontology annotation, biological process: cilium organization. The transcript has 7 exons. Gene Ontology annotation, cellular component: motile cilium. Lineage: Eukaryota; Metazoa; Mollusca; Gastropoda; Lottiidae. The record is from RefSeq and is a predicted model, not a curated record. The coding region runs from base 1 to 1476 and encodes 491 amino acids.